Molecule: messenger RNA, 6066 nt
Organism: Epithele typhae
Lineage: Eukaryota; Fungi; Basidiomycota; Agaricomycetes; Polyporales; Epitheliaceae
Exons: 4
Coding region: 1-6066 (2021 amino acids)
Biological process (GO): RNA export from nucleus; protein import into nucleus
Cellular component (GO): nuclear pore inner ring
Molecular function (GO): structural constituent of nuclear pore
Source: RefSeq, a predicted model, not a curated record
AUGUCCUCUGACCCUCCAAAACGCUCGAAUCUCAUUGAUGUAACAUAUCAGGCACUGUAUUCUUUCCUGAACGGACACCUGGAAGGCAACUCCGUUGAACAACUCGUAGAGUUCGUCAAACCGCGCAUUCAGCAGCUCAAAAACAUUCAAAACCCUUUUGGAGAGCCCUCCGACGCGUCGAGAAAGAAGGUCGAAUCCGGCAAAGUCACACUCGAGGAUGGCGUGGUGCUGAAUGUGGAGAAGGAGGAGAAGGAGUAUGUCUUCGGGUUGAGCAGCAAGUUCAACAUCGACCAGGUGCACGCUCUCAUUCUUCUGCGCUCCUUUUUCUUCAACGAAGGCCUCCCCGCCGGGCUCAAGUCGGAAGGCUCCGUCGUCGCGGAGCUCGUGGAGGCCCUGACUCCCUUCUACUACUCCGAACGCCUCUACCUCCUCCGCUGUUACAUCCCCCUGUUCCGCGCAUUCCAACACACAACGGAGAAGAUGUACGGUGUCGCCGACGCCGCCAUUCCGAAGCUGGUACCCGACGGCCCCGCCUUCGCCACGGCCCUCCUCACCGAGUACGCCACUAAAGCAUCGGCGGACGUGCACCCAAACGCGCGCGACGAUCCGCGCCAGGCGGCGGCGUGGGCGAAGCAAAACGCGAAGGAGCAGCUUGUGUUGCUCGAGGUGCUCUUCUGGACGAUGUGGGCGCACGCACCCUGUGCUGGCCAGCUCGUGUCGCGCAUAUUCGCGACCGCGUACGCGACACACCUCGGCUCGCAACAACACAACUCCACUCUCUUGCUCGACGAAGAGAGCGCCCAAGUUCUACAGGACAAUGCGGCAAUGUGGAUUCUUAUCACCAUCGAAAUCCUCGAGCUGGAGCGCGCGGGGGAACCAGGCGCGAUCGAAGUGGCGGCGAAUCCGAAGGACAAGGACAUUUACUGGAGCUCGCCGGAGUACCUCAAGCAGAUCCACCAGAUAGUCAUCGCACAGGGGAACAGCAACUUCGCGUGCACGUACAUCGCGUGGACGUGCAUCUUGUCGCGAAUCUCGAAGGUUGCGCUCAGCCUCAAGGAGCUUCCAGAGUCGUAUCGGACGUUCUUCGACUCACUUAUACCCGAAGGCUCCGGCAUGCACACAAAGGAUCCCCAGCAAGCAUGCAAUCUCAUGGCGAACGUCGGUCUCAGCGCCGACGCGGGUCUCUUUAGGCUUCUCCUUACCCUUCUCACAUCAUCCCCACUUUUCGUAACCUCUGUCGCCUGGCGAACGGGCUCUACUGUCUCCGACCCCAAUGCUGUUGCCUAUCGUUCUGUGCUGAAAGGACUGCUCAUCUCCAUCGUCGACAUGAUACCGGUCGAGUUGAUCCCCGACUUUGAUGGACUUCUCGAGGCGUGGGUCUCUCUUUUCGGGCGCAGCGAACCGCAGUCCGUAGUUGGCAUUUGUCGUCAGUUCUGGUUGCAAGACUGCGAGAACAGUAGCCGCCGCGCCAUCGUAGACGUGGCCCGCGCCCGAUUCCCGGUCCAAGUCCGGCCCUUACUCCGCCUCCUACGGUCUCUUUCUGGCAUUGGGUUCCUCGACACCGAUCCUCUCGCCACCAUCAGUCACACCGCUCCGACCCUUCAGCUCAUGGAAGAUCGGGGGAAAUGCGCGGAAUACGUCUUCAACUACUUCGACAACCUUCCAACGUUCACCCAGAUCAUCCAUACCAGCAGCUGCGGCGGUUCACAUGCGCUCUACGAGAGGCUGCCUGACAGAUACGGAUCGUCGUCAGCCACCCCAGGUCCUUCAUAUCAGAACUUACGGCCAAUCAAACUUCCUGGAGGGUCGAUUCUCCCUGCGAAGACUAUGGGUCAGCUGCUCAGCUCGGAUGGCGGUGAUGUCAUUGUUGUGGCUUGGAGGCAUAGCCACUCGGGUUGGAAGGUCGUUCUGGAGUUCUUGACCGACUACGUCAACCGCCGCCGCAUGCACUCGACAGGAGUCUCCCAUCAUGACGUCUCCUUCAGCGGUCGCAACGUCAACCAGCCCCUCGCCAUCAAACUGGAAGAAGCUGGGGUGGAGAUAGACAAAGAUGGAGACGAAGAUCUCAUCGUCGACGCGCUCGACCUCAUCCGCAGUGUCGUCAAAGACACUCCCGACCUUGCCAGGGCCCUGCUGCAGGCGAUGGAAAGCGGUGAUCCGGUUGUCUCCCAUACGAUGACGGAGUCGCAACCUCCGGACCUCGUGCAGCUCACGACGAUGAUUCUCGAGGACGCCCUAACGCGUUCGGCCGGUGUUCACAAGACCGCCCCCCGCAAACAGCUCAUCACAUCUGCGAUGAGCGUCCUCACCGCCUUGCUCGCUGUUCCAGGCUACUCCAACCGUGUCUGGCUCUACAUCCGUUCUACCGCUUCUCUCUUCGGGUCGGAGCGUACGUCGGGCGUGACUUCUUCUGUCCUCGCAACGGAGCGGCUCACAGGCAACUACACCAUGACCCUUGCUCUCCUCCAGCUGGUGGAGUCCCUUUUCGCUGAAGCCUCCGAGAACGUCCUCCUCGUCACCCACCAAAACCCGAAGCUACAGCAGGUCAAGGAGGAGGUCUUGAUGCGCGCGGCGCGCUUUGUGCAUUCAGGGAUCUGGGUGGAGCACAUGGGCUGGAAGUACGCGCAGCUGGGGGAUCGGUUCGAGAUUGGGAGGAAAGUUGCCACGUUCUACCUGAACGUGUUCAAGCACGCGUCCCCUGCUGUCAAGGACGCCCCUUUCGCGAAGCUCAGCCAGGCAAUUGCAGACGCCCUUCUCUUCCGAGCCACGACUUCGACAGUCACCCCUCUCGUUGCCUCUAUGGCUGGAGGAAGCGCCGUUUUCAUCUCCCUUGCCAACUCCCGCCGGCACGGCGAUGCAAUGCGCCUCGUCUAUCUCCUGGAAGCCAACCUUGCACUCACCCGGGUCCUCCUCACCUACAAGCAGAAAUCACCCGAGGCGACUAAAGUGUGUCUCCUGGAGCAGGCUCUUUGCAGCCGGGUGGGAAGCAACCUUUCGUUCGAGGGCGGUCAAGCAAAGGCGAACCCGGUCGACGCACUGGCCGGCUACAUCAAGGAAAGGGGCAUGGGGAACGUCGUCCCGCUCGCAGCCAUGCAGGUCUUGUUCGCGCUGUGCUCGUCGCUCUCCAGCGCGGAGGGUUCGGCGGCGUCCAUCAUUGGCCACCUCACCAACCCGGAGGCAACCGUCGCGAACAUGGUCCGGAUCGUCGAACACCCAUACGAGCAGGCCGACUUGCGCUACGCCAUCUGGAACUUCAUCACCAUCGCGGUCGACAAGGAGCCCGCGCUCGCCCGCCUCUUCGUCACCGGCCAGUUGCGCAUGCCCAGCGUCAAGGGCAAGGAGAAGGCGGGAGACUCUGGAGGCCCCGCGAAGCCCCCAAGCGCGCUGAACCUCGUCUGCGACGUGCUCCCUGAGUGGGAGGGCCUAUGGGAAAGCAACCCGAAGCUGCUCGCCCACCUCUUGCGUUUCCUGGACGUCGUCUGGGAGCACGCACACGAGCACAGUGCCGUCCUGGAUUCGCUCCGCAAGGACCCGGACUUCUUCAGCCCGCUCGGGGAGAUCUUCAAGAAGGAGCUCGAGGCCGUGCCGGACUACAACACGGAGGUCCUCGUGGAGGUUGACGGUGUCCUGCAUUCGGACCACCACGUCGCGGUGUCCGACUACUCGUACCGCAGCGCAGUGAAGGCACGCGCGGCGCAUAUCCUCGCGACAGACAUUCGCUUGCACAUCCAGUCAUUGGAUGAUAAGGCGGUGAAACCCCCGCAGCCGGCGAGCUACAAAUCCAUAGCGGACGCGCUUCGGUCGGAAGAUUUCAUCCAAGAGGGCAUCCCCGAAGCUGCAGCAAGCGCAUACAGCCCAGAGCUGUAUGACGAACUCGUGGAGAACCUGAAGGAGUACUUCCCUACCCUUUCUCUCGACCAUCUCCAAGCACAAGACCCCAUCGUGGAGCGCGAGUACGGAGACGACUUCGCGUUCACCAUGGAACUGGCCCGUAUCCGUCUAACACCCUCAGAAGACGAGCAACUCGUCAACCGGAUAUACCGUCGACUGCAGGACAUCAACUUGAACAUGUCGCUCGCUCAUGUCCAGACGUCGCUCGCAGAGGCGUGGCAGUACCUUCUGCUCCAGGUCAUCCCAUACCUCCGCGGGGAUUCCGCCGUUCGGCCGCACCUGUUGGCACAGGCGGAGAUGCUUUCGGGGAGUCUCGCAUCAGAAAGACGAUCCGGGGAGAUGAUGACCACGAUCCAUUCGGUCCGCCUAUCUUUAUUACUUUCUGUCCUGGAGGUCGCCUGGUUCUCGACGUCGGAUUCCAAGGCGGAGGUCGAGCAGUUCAUCUCGCUUGUCAAAAAUGUUCGAGGCGUCGUCCUCAACACCGCCCAGUCGCCUGCAAAAUCCAUUCUGGGACAGCUGUCCAUACCAUUCCAUCGACCCAUCCUGCAAGCGCUCUACUACUGCGCGCGGCAUAGUAGAAGUCUCGCGAGACGAACAAAGGUUCUACACGCGGAACAGCGUCUUGCGAUCUCGGCGAUGCUGGAAACAAGCCUCGUCUAUGUCAUCGACAGCCUCCGGAUCACCUUCGACAGGGCGCGUUUCUCACUCGACCAGGAUGUCGAGCAGGACAUGGAGCUUUUAGUCGCCGUCUUCGAGCAGUGCACGCGCCCCGACCUCAACCCCUCAGCGACGCUCUGGCUUGCUCGAUGUCAGGAAACGGACGUCGUCCGCGCAAGCCUCCAACUCUUCAGCCACAUGGACCUCGUGGGCCUCUCUGACGUCGCUCUCCUCCGGACCAGGAAGGCACCUCUGUACACCCCACACGUCCUCACGUUCCAUAUGGCGAUGGCUGGAAUCACGUCGGCCGCGGAACGCCUUGCAAGCGAAGGCCUGAUCGGCGCGUACGUCGAGAACGCGAUCAGCCCCGCCACUCGGCAGGGUAAGAUCGACGUCGCGAUCCCCGAGCUACUAGGAGAGCAGAGUCCGGCGCACCGAGCGUACUGCUCCAUGCUCGCCAUCGUCGCGGGCGUCACCACCGCCCUCGGCCGUCACUCGCAAUUCUUCGAGUCGGAGGUCUGCGGCCUGCUGCAAUUCUUCGGGGAGCAGAUCCAUCGGGCGCUGUCGUGGACCAUCGACGACACGCUCACGCUUCCGCUCCUGGAGGAGAUCGAGCAAGUGGUGAACGUGUACGCCGCGGUCGCGCAGGGCGCGUCUUCGAGCUCUAGUGACGCGGCGAAGCGAGUCCUCCGCGACUUCUCCGUCAACGCCCUGCUCCUCUUGCAGCAGAUCAACUACGCGCUGACACACCCCAACCACCUCGCCAGCGUUUUCGAACCCGUCACUGCAGAGGAACGCACGGCGUUUGAGGCGGACCGCGCGUCGCAGUCAAUGACCACGGAGGUGGUGGACCCCAUGCGGAGACCGUUCCUGGCGAGGCUCGUCCACCGGCUAUACAGGCUCUCGAGCACGCUGCUCUCUGCGUUGAUCGAUAUCAGCGGCGCGGAGACCGUCCUGCUCGGAGAGCCCGAAGAGUGGCAGGUGUCCCAAGCACUGAUUGUCCCGCACUCCAAAGUCGUGCUCGGCGAGGCCGCCUCCAUCGGCACGCUCAUCGAACUCGGAAACUGCUCCCUCGACCUCCUCCGGCUCCUCGUCGACCGCCCACCAACACAGGCGCUGACGCCCGCCGCGACGUCGGGCCAGAAGGCGCUCGACGUGCGCGACGCCGUCGCCGCGGCGCGGCGGAACCUCGAGGCGGCGGCGCUCUACGCCGUCACGCAGCUCGCGCUCUGGCUGUCCAAGCCCGAGUUCGACGCCGCGCCGGCGGACGAGGAUGGGGAGGAGACGAUGGGGGUCGACGAUGGGCCGGGCACGAGCCGGGCGCGCAAGGCGUCGCUGUCGAUGGCGGAGCGGCUGAGGAGGGGGAUGAAGGGCGAGAUGGCGGCGGACGUGGUCGCGCUGCUGAACCGCGCGAAGCCGGUGGUCGCCAAGACCGCGGCGGUGGUCGGGAAGGAGGAGGUGGACCUGACGCAGGUGCUGCUGUUCUUCGUGCAGGAGCGGAUAUCUUGGGGAGCGUAG